Molecule: messenger RNA, 6189 nt
Organism: Copidosoma floridanum
Lineage: Eukaryota; Metazoa; Arthropoda; Insecta; Hymenoptera; Encyrtidae
Product: inositol hexakisphosphate and diphosphoinositol-pentakisphosphate kinase
Biological process (GO): inositol phosphate biosynthetic process; inositol metabolic process
Cellular component (GO): cytosol
Molecular function (GO): inositol hexakisphosphate kinase activity; 5-diphosphoinositol pentakisphosphate 1-kinase activity
Source: RefSeq, a predicted model, not a curated record
CGAAUCGGGUUACUCUCUCGAAAAAUAUAUCUCUCUCGCUCUCUCGCACACAUGCGGGCGGGCCUCUGCUGCAAUCGAAGACGAGUCGAAGUCUGGUGGCGGACUCGUGAAAGACGAAAAAUUUUCUCGACGAUCCGCUAAGUAUUUCUGUUUUAAAUUCAAUCGUUGAUUCAUCGAUCAAGUUUAUUGAACUACGAACCACGGAGCAGUGCGAAUAAAAAAGUAAAAGUAUUUGUCAAGAAAAAAAACUUGCCAAUUAAGUAUUUAAGUAUAUAUAGGUGCAUUGGCGUUUUCUUUCUCGCGCAAAAUCGUCUGCUGAGCCACAAAAACAAAGACAGAUCAACUCCCAAUCAGCUGACAUAAUAAAUAAACAUCAUACACAUAGGUGGUGUACGUGUGUUUCGGAGUUCCCUUCACGUCCCUCACCCUCGCCCACCAUGACAGUGUGUUCUCUCUCUCUUUCUGUCUCAUUUGUUCGAUUGACGCACUUGGAGGAAAAAAGUAUAUAGUAUAUCUUGGAUCAGACUAGAUUUCCAUCGUCGUUGUACUUACAUAUACGCGCGCCUGUGUUUCCUUUGCACACGUCAACCCUCCAGUGCUCAUGUGAGUGGAGCUACACCGAGAGAUUUUUCUUAUCAAGAAUUGAAAUAAAAGUUGUUACUGCAAACUGCUGACUAACCAAGGAUAUAUAGGCAGUUUCGCCACUGGAACGUUAAUUACUUUUAUUUUCAAUGACAGUGUCAUGUCAUACACUGAAUUGGAACAUGGAUACCAGGGUCUUAGGAGUGCAACAAAUCAGCCCAUCUUUUACGUAGGUGAUAUCGGAGCUGUACAACAGGGCCUUGUUGGCCCUGUAGGAUCUUCUCUCUAUCGUUCAUCAAAUAGGGGCGAGCUGUCGGACGGGUGCGUGAACGACGAUGGAUGCCUGGGUGGCAGCGACCUCGAGGGCGAGGGCAAACAGGUGCUGGUGGGAGUAUGCGCGAUGGCCAAGAAAUCGCUGAGCAAACCGAUGAAGGAGAUACUCACGCGUCUCGAGGAAUUCGAGUACAUAAAAAUCGUCGUCUUCGCCGAGGAGGUCAUUUUGAAGGAACCGGUUGAAAACUGGCCGAUCGUGGAUUGCCUGAUAAGCUUCCACAGCAAGGGUUUCCCCCUCGAGAAGGCGAUACAGUACGCGAACCUCCGCAACCCCUUCAUAAUCAACAAUCUUCCCAUGCAGUACGACAUUCAGGACCGGAGAAAGGUCUACUCCAUCCUCGAGUCGGAAGGAAUCGAAAUUCCCAGGUACGCGGUUCUCGACAGAGAUUCGUCGGAUCCGAAACACUCAUUUUCAGAUCACGAGCUGGUCGAGUCGGAAGACCACGUGGAAGUCAAUGGGGUCACGUUCAACAAGCCCUUCGUGGAGAAGCCCGUCUCUGCGGAAGACCACAACAUCUACAUUUACUAUCCCACCUCCGCGGGCGGAGGCAGUCAGCGCUUGUUUAGAAAGAUCGGCAGCCGUAGCAGCGUGUACUCGCCCGAGUCGCGGGUGCGCAAGACCGGCUCGUACAUCUACGAGGACUUCAUGCCCACCGACGGCACCGACGUCAAGGUGUACACCGUGGGCCCGGACUACGCGCACGCCGAGGCGCGCAAGAGCCCGGCCCUCGACGGCAAGGUCGAGAGGGACUCCGAGGGCAAGGAGAUCCGCUACCCCGUCAUACUCAGCAACGCCGAGAAACUCAUCAGCCGGAAGGUUUGCCUCGCGUUCAAGCAAACCGUCUGUGGAUUCGACUUGCUCAGAGCCAACGGCCAGUCGUUCGUCUGCGACGUGAACGGCUUCAGCUUCGUGAAAAACUCGAACAAGUACUACGACGAUUGCGCCAAGAUCCUCGGCAACAUGAUACUCAGGGAGCUCGCGCCCACGCUGCACAUACCCUGGAGCGUGCCCUUCCAGCUCGACGACCCGCCGAUCGUGCCCACCACCUUUGGCAAAAUGAUGGAGCUGCGCUGCGUCGUCGCCGUUAUAAGACACGGGGACCGCACCCCCAAGCAGAAGAUGAAGGUCGAGGUCCGGCAUCCAAAGUUUUUCGAGAUAUUCGCAAAGUACGACGGGUACAAGCACGGCCACGUGAAGCUCAAGCGGCCCAAGCAGCUGCAGGAGAUCCUCGACACGGCGCGCAGCCUCCUGUCUGAGAUCCAGCAUCGGGCCGCCGGCCCGGAACUUGAGGAGAAGCAGGGCAAGCUGGAACAGCUCAAGAGCGUCCUGGAAAUGUACGGGCACUUUUCGGGUAUCAAUCGCAAGGUGCAGAUGAAGUAUCAGCCGCGAGGGAGACCCAGGGGUAGCUCCUCCGACGACGGUAACAGCAGCAAUCGUCUGGGAGAGCCGUCGCUGGUCUUGAUAUUGAAGUGGGGCGGUGAGCUGACGCCAGCUGGUAGGAUACAGGCCGAGGAGCUCGGCCGGAUAUUCCGGUGCAUGUACCCAGGUGGUCAAGGUAGACACCUUAGUGAGGAAGACUCAGAGAUGUUACCAAACCACGGUGAAUACGCCGGCGCCCAAGGACUCGGCCUCUUGAGGCUGCACUCGACCUUCCGUCACGACUUGAAAAUCUACGCGAGCGACGAGGGCAGGGUACAAAUGACCGCAGCCGCCUUCGCCAAGGGUCUGCUGGCGCUCGAGGGCGAGCUCACGCCCAUCCUCGUGCAGAUGGUCAAGAGCGCCAACACCAACGGCCUACUCGACAACGACUGCGACAGCAGCAAGUAUCAGAACAUGGUGAAAAAUCGGUUGCACGAGCUGAUGCAACAGGACAAGGAGUUCACGAAGGAGGACAGGGAACAGAUCAAUCCGACCAACGCCUUGAGCAUAAACGCAGCCUUGGAUUUCGUGAAGAACCCGGUGAGGUGUUGCCAGCAUGUGCACUUGCUCAUACAGAAAUUGAUGGACAUAGUGAGGCUGAAGAAGGACGAUCCAAAAACGAAAGACGCCAUACUGUAUCACGGGGAAACUUGGGAGUUGAUGGGCCGUCGGUGGGGAAAGAUUGAGAAGGACUUUUACACCAAACAGAAGCGAUUCGACAUCUCGAAGAUCCCCGACAUCUACGACUGCAUCAAGUACGAUCUGCAGCACAACAAUCACACGUUGCAGUUCGAGCACGCCGAGGAGCUUUACAUAUACUCCAAGUACUUGGCCGACAUUGUUAUUCCUCAGGAAUACGGUUUGACCGUACAAGAAAAGUUGACCAUUGGCCAGGGCAUUUGUACACCUCUGUUGAAAAAGAUCCGGGCCGAUCUCCAGAGAAACAUCGAGGAACCCGGCGAAGAAACUGUAAACAGGCUGAAUCCAAGAUACUCGCACGGUGUAUCGAGUCCGGGUAGGCACGUGCGAACAAGAUUGUACUUUACGAGCGAAAGCCACGUGCACUCGCUGUUGACGGUUCUGCGUUACGGUGGCCUACUCGACGUGUUGAGCGACGAGCAGUGGAGACGAGCCAUGGAGUACGUGAGUAUGGUUUCCGAGCUCAACUACAUGUCGCAGAUAGUGGUGAUGCUGUACGAAGAUCCAACAAAGGACCCGAGCAGCGAGGAGCGAUUCCACGUGGAGCUGCACUUCAGUCCCGGUGUGAACUGCUGUGUGCAAAAGAAUUUACCGCCAGGGCCGGGCUUUAGGCCACACUCUCGAAACGAGAGCAGUCACAACCUUAAGGGGGAAGCUGGUGCAGGUCAAGACAACACUUCGCAAUGCAGUACACGCAUCGAGGAAGAAGACACAGAACUUGGCGCCUUGGAGGAUGACAGCGCAAUGCCACUCGUUGAACAAAGGAAACAUUGUGUGUUUAAGGAGACGUCUCCACCGCCGAUGGAAGUAGACACGUCCGAGGUGGACUCGACACUCGACAGCCCAACCACGACGAGUCGAGCCAUCAACAUGAUGGACCUUGAUCCGAAUAUAAUGGACGAGCCUUACGACAGCGGGUUUCUGCAAAGUUCAGCACCUAUUCCGAUAAGCGCGAGGACAGUAGCUGGACACGAGGCUGCAAGACUGGGCAGCCAAUUGGCGGCGACUCAAAGGCUGCGGAGGGAAAGAGAGGUGGGCGUCGCGUACAACGAGCCUCGGGCGCGUAGCUACGACCACCAGAGGCAGGACAAACCAGAGAAGUCGAGCACGCGCGUCUCGAGAUCGCCCAAGUUCUCGGAGAUUUUUUACGAGGAGCCCGCGACCUACGGCCUGGGCAAGCCGUUGUCCCUCGCCCACUCGUUGAGCUCGCCCGAGCUGGUGAUCCCGCUAGCGGCCACCCCCGAGCACGAUGACCACUACGAAGAUGACUCGCAGCUAGCGCCGAGCUUAAACUACGGCUCGUCCAACCUACCGCCCCUGAUAACCUUACACAACACUCCGCUAGCUUCGCCGGGGGCCGUUACCUCGACGACCGACCUCCAGGCAGCACUGUCAGCCACCAUCAUUCCUGCUAGCGCCACCGCUCCCGCAAUCAUCCGCUGUAGUAGUACUGCUAAUCGUAGAGCCGCCGAGAGAGGCCGCUGCACCGACGACGACCGCAGCGAGUCCAAGCGGUACGGGCGCUCGCACUCGGCCCUUAACCUCCCAGUCAUCGAGAUCAACGACACGCGACCUUCGCUCAUUCAACCUACUGACCCUACCUGCACAGCAAGGCGCCACCGUCACAGUAUCUCCGGACAGAUGAGUUAUUUCAAGCUAUUGGGCUACAACGUUAACAAGAAGCUCACCGGCUCGGCCAACAGUCUCUUCAGCACCGCCGUGAUCAGCGGCUCUUCCAGCGCCCCGAACCUCAAGGAUAUGGUUCCCCCGCACGCGUCCGCCGUCGCCGCGAUCGAGGGCUUCGGCGGUGUGCCGCCCAUCAGACCGCUCGAGACGCUGCACAACGCGCUGUCGCUACGCCAGCUGGACGAUUUUUUGGAGGUGAUGACGAGCGCACUGCUCUUCCGGACCCCGGCGUCCUCGCCUCCCAAGUUUCCCUCGCCCCUCGAGCCCGGGGCCAUUACGGCCGGGCAGCACCAAAGUCUCGCUAUCGAAGCCGCCAGGUUAACUCAUUAUUUAUGGAAAGGAUUGAAGAUGAUAUUUUCCGGUGAAGUUAUAAUAAGUACCAUAAAUAUAAUUAUCGAUACAGGCUACGUAAUCAGACGGUACAUCACACCGGCUUCGAUGCAAUACAAAGGAACUCACGAGAACGAGCCGAGUGACAUUAGAAAUCAAGUGUCACCCACAAGUCCCAACAGUGCUGGCUGGAGCAGCGAGCCCCCGUCCUUUUUGUCUUCUGAGCCGUCCUCGCCAGCCCCAACCUCAGCCGGGGAUUGCAGCAUGUCGAUAAGCCUAGUUAGCAUUGACGGAUCGCAGCCGUGUUCAGCCGGACCCAAGUAUUCGCCGAAUCGUGGCCUCGAACUGGACUACAGUGACCUUUGCGUGAACGCUGAACAAAAAUUGGAUCAGCAGCAACAGCAGGCGCGCGAGAGCCGUGGCAGCGUCUCCUACACGGACUACUACAGCAGCGAGGAUGGACAAAUCAGACGGACCGUCAACGACAAUUGUUUCCCGAUUUUCGUGAAACCCCAGACCCAGACCACACCAAUUCAAACGCCGAGUGGUGGGCGUUCGGCCGACGAGGAGGAAAACCCGGAGGACGAGGACGAAGACGCGCACACGCUCACUCUGAAGCAGAGCGACGAGCAAAGGAAACAGGAUGUGCAGCAAAUCUUCGAGCAGAAGGAGAGCCAAAUUGUCAAACCGAGCAGCAGUUACAAGAAAAUCGGAAGAUUCCGAGUGGAAAGCAUGGAGAUUCACGACGAAGACGUGAGGAUUAAGGAACCGAGCACCAUGAGUUCGAGCGUCUCCAGCAGAGGCAAGCCCAUUAAGCCCGAUCCGAUGAUGAAAAGCAACAAUCUACUGCGCUCCCAGAGCGUAUACACGCCAAAAGUCCGUUCGGUGAGCGGUUCAAGGUCACCUCUCAUAGUUAAGCAGAGUUCCCUCUCGGCAGCGCCGGAUACCUGGAAGGGCUCCUCUCUGAACGAGCCAGUGUCGCGUGGCGACCACAACGAAUCGAAGCAACAGCCAGUGUUGACGCUGGCGAGUAGCUUCACCGAUAAGGCUAACGUUACCUUUGGAUUCGACGUACCGCGGGAUAAAAAGGACUGAAGUCCUCGAGAUAGUUUUGUGUUUUUUUAGAAAAAAAUUUUAUU